This is a messenger RNA of Melitaea cinxia (Glanville fritillary), 1255 nucleotides long. RefSeq names its product ubiA prenyltransferase domain-containing protein 1 homolog (gene heix). Gene Ontology annotation, cellular component: Golgi membrane; endoplasmic reticulum. Gene Ontology annotation, molecular function: prenyltransferase activity. Gene Ontology annotation, biological process: vitamin K biosynthetic process; menaquinone biosynthetic process. The coding region runs from base 1 to 999 and encodes 332 amino acids. Lineage: Eukaryota; Metazoa; Arthropoda; Insecta; Lepidoptera; Nymphalidae. The transcript has a single exon. The record is from RefSeq and is a predicted model, not a curated record.
AUGGAAAAUAUCAAAAAGGCUGAUGAUGUGGAUAAUCCGACUGCAGAUGGAAAUCUAUUGCAACAACCAAAACUUAAAACUACCGUAACAAGUAACCCACUAAUGAAAGUACGUACUUACGUGUUGGCACUUCGGCCGUGGUCACUCAGUGGAAGCUUAUUACCAACACUACUAGGAGCAGCGCUAGCUUAUCGUCUCCCAGGAGAAAGUGGAUUUAGUUGGGUCACAUUACUGCUCACGUUGUGCACAAUUAUUCCAGUACAUGGGGCCGGCAAUGUUGUUAAUACUUAUUUUGAUUUUGUCAAAGGAAUAGAUAACCGUAAAUCAGACGACAGGACUUUGGUUGAUCAUAUAUUAAGCAUAGAUGAAGUUGUGUCCCUUGGAGCUAUACUUUAUAUGGCUGGAUGUGUGUUUUUUGUGUUGUUAGUUAUAAUGUCACCAGCUAGAAUGGAACAUUUAGCUCUAGUGUAUUUUGGAGGCUUAUCAUCUUCAUUUUUGUAUACUGGGGGUAUUGGAUUAAAGUAUAUUGCUCUGGGGGAUAUUAUAGUUCUAGUCAUAUUUGGACCUGUGUCUGUGGUGUUUGCUUUCCUUGCUCAGACAGGAAGAGUUGACUGGCCUAUUUUUUACUAUGCGAUACCAUUGGCUCUAAAUACAGAGGCUAUACUGCAUAGCAAUAAUACGAGGGACCUAGAAGCUGACAGUAAAGCAGAAAUUGUCACUCUUGCUAUUCUAAUUGGAAGAACAGCAUCUCAUUUAUUAUAUGCAUUUUUACUAUUUACUCCAUACAUCAUGUUUGUAGUUGCUUCAGUUCGCUGUUCCUUAUGGUUUUUAUUGCCAAUGCUCACUCUACCUCGUGCAUUUGAAAUUGAAAGAAGAUUUAGAUGUCCAGAAUCUAUGCAAUAUGUUCCCAGACAAACUGCUAGACUUAAUUUCUAUUUUGGAAUGUUAUAUAUGAUUUCAUGUCUAUUUGCUAAUAAACUACCGUUCCUUUUGAGGUAAUAAAAAAAUGUAUUCAUUUGAUAGUAAUGUUUUAAUGGACAUACUGUAAUAUUUUUUAUGUACUUACUGAUUUUUUAGUCUCAUAAAAAUUUACUUCGAAGAUUGUUGUGAUGUCAUUUUUUAAAUAAUUACUUUAAGUUUUUGUAUUUAUUACAAAUGCAUGAUAAUAUUGUUAUAGUAUGUAUAGUAAAAAUUGCAUUUCGAGCUUAUGUUGUUUAACAAAUUAUUUCAAGGCAAAAUAAAAAGUUACUUGAUA